Messenger RNA from Calliphora vicina (urban bluebottle blowfly), 1978 nucleotides. RefSeq names its product Syntrophin-like 1 (gene Syn1). The record is from RefSeq and is a predicted model, not a curated record. Bases 45 to 1910 code for a protein of 621 amino acids. Gene Ontology annotation, cellular component: dystrophin-associated glycoprotein complex; intracellular anatomical structure. The transcript is spliced from 9 exons. Lineage: Eukaryota; Metazoa; Arthropoda; Insecta; Diptera; Calliphoridae. Gene Ontology annotation, molecular function: structural molecule activity; protein binding.
AUCAGAAUAUCAUUCUUAUUGAAAAAUAAUACCUUGACGGCAUUAUGGUGGAGUCGUCGAGCUUGGGCAGAACAUUGAACAAUGCUCCGGUCCAGCCUCUACCCACUCAAUCGCCCUCCGGCAUGCGUUGUGGUACAUUGGAGACACGUGUGCGUGGAGCCUGGUAUCGUGUACUGGUUACUUUAGAAACGGAUUAUUUGGCGAUUAGCCUAGACGAGACGUGUGAAAAUGCUGGAACUGGUGAUCAGUCGACAACACUAAAUGGUACUUUAGGGAGUAAUCAUAGCGGCCAUAAUGGUUCCAUCCCCUCUUCUGCCUCCAUGCAGGGCAUGGGUCAGGGUGGAGGUGCUGGCGGUGGCUGUAGUAGCACUACUAACGACAUAGAUGUAACAGAUAAUUGUGACCAUUUGCUAAAUAACAAUACAUUGGAUAGUGGCAUGGAUAUGUGUGAUGUACCUGAUCAUGUGGCAAAUCAAAAGAGACACGUGCGCAUUAUAAAAUCCGAAAAUAAUGGUCUUGGUAUAUCCAUAAAAGGUGGUCGAGAAAAUCGAAUGCCAAUAUUAAUAUCAAAAAUAUUUCGUGGCAUGGCCGCAGAUCAAGCCAAAGGACUUUACGUCGGCGAUGCUAUACUCUCUGUUAAUGGUGAAGAGUUACGUGAAGCUACUCAUGAUGAAGCGGUUAGAGCGUUAAAACGGGCCGGUCGUGUAGUGGAUUUAGAAGUGAAAUUUCUACGCGAGGUUACGCCCUACUUUAGAAAAGCCAGCAUUAUUUCAGAAGUUGGCUGGGAAUUACAAAGAGCAUUUUUAUGCCCAUUGGGACCCGGCGUAUCAGCAUCACCACCUGCACCGAAAACCACACCAAGAGCCGAUACCCGCUACAUUCCAUUACAAUUAACACAUUUGGCACGUAACUUAAAAUACAUCGAUCCAGAAAAUCGUUGUCUGGAACUACAUUCACCUGAUGGUGUACAUUCGUGCAUAUUGCGCGCUUCAGACUCGGCGGAAGCAUUAGUAUGGUUUAAUGCCUUGCAUAGCGCCAUGAAUGGCUCUACUCAACGUGCUUUAGUGGAGGCCAAUCGGGCUUUAAUAAAUGUCAUUGGUGAACUGAAACAUAUCGGAUGGCUAAGCAGACGCCUAAGUGGUGGCAGUAGUAGUGGUGGAGGAGUAGUAGGUGGCAAUGGAGGUGGCGGUAAUGGUAGUGGCAGCAAUGCUGCUGCAGUUGCUGGCAGCAAUGUCAUGACAGGCACUACCACAAGUGUUGGCAGUGCUGGUGAAGUGCCAAGUGGUCGUUCUAGUUCAGAGAGCUCUGAUGAAAACGAUAAAUGGCAACCCAUAUUUGUGGCUGUAACUGAACGUGAAUUACGAAUCUAUGAGAGUGCUCCAUGGUCGGUGGAAGCCUGGGGUCGGCCUUUAGAAAGCUUUGCAUUAGCCACUACACGAUUAGCAGGCGCUGGUAAUAAUUCAUCUUUAAAUGGACAACAGUCGACUGUGUUUUGUGUACGUUGUGGAACAACGCGGGGAGUAUUAGUUUAUUGGCUGCGCUCGGAAACCCAUCGCGACAUGGCAGCAUGGGCCAGAGCAUUAGUUCAAGGUUCGCAUAAUGCGGUCAACUAUCAGCGUGAGUUCUCAUUUCGUUGCUUGUAUCAGGGCAGACAGUGUCAAUUGGUUGUGCAUUUAAAUCGUGGAUUUUGUCUUUUUGAGUGUGGUUACACGGCACCCGCUCAAGCCAAAACACAAUUGUGGCAAUUUCCUUUUGAUAAAUUGCGCGGUUCCGCCGACGAUGGCAAUCGUUUGCUGUAUUUGGAUUUUGGCGAUGAAGGCGAAAUUGAAUUGGAUAUGGAAUGUUGUCCCAAACCUGUAGUAUUUGUUCUACACAACUGUCUGUCGGCCAAAGUUCAUAAUAUUGUUUAAACACAACAUAAAUGCUUUGAAGUUAAAAUAGAAACGUACAGAAAAGAAAAGGAACCUACUUUAGGUGU